This is a messenger RNA of Myotis daubentonii (Daubenton's bat), 8603 nucleotides long. It is a transcript of the gene SORBS1, whose product is annotated as sorbin and SH3 domain containing 1. Gene Ontology annotation, biological process: cell-substrate adhesion. The coding region runs from base 631 to 5418 and encodes 1595 amino acids. Gene Ontology annotation, molecular function: protein binding. The record is from RefSeq and is a predicted model, not a curated record. Gene Ontology annotation, cellular component: nucleus; cell-substrate junction; cytoplasm. The transcript is spliced from 30 exons. Lineage: Eukaryota; Metazoa; Chordata; Mammalia; Chiroptera; Vespertilionidae.
GAGCUGAGCAGGUGGUGACAGGUGUGCGGGGUCCUGUCCAGGCUGCUGAGAAUUGACUUGAUUGUUUCUCUGUGUGUGACUGAAAUAAGAACUCAGAUCCAGUUAAUCAUCUAUUUUUUUCUUCUGUAAAUGCCUCUAUUAAAUGAUUGCUAUGACUAGGCACCAUGGAAAGGCCUGAGAAAGGGGUACGCAUGUUACGGGAGUACUUGGAUUCAACUAUGCUGCUGGCCAAGCGCCUUUGCUGCUAGUUACUGUUUAACUCUAGUCUGCCCCAUGCCACUUAGGGCAGAAAGACAAACAAAUUUGGGAAAGUCCCAGGACUUGGCCUUCACUUGAGCUUCUGCGAGCAGCUUUAUCUGAGCAUUGCGGUGGUUGAAUAGGUCAGAUCGAGUAGCCCCGUGGCCUGAAGGGCAGUGCUGGGGCAGACCUGAGGAAGGAAUUGCUGUACCACCUCUGCUCUUACUGCAGGCCCCUCUUCCAGGUCAGACACGGAAAAGGAGUGUCUGCGCCCUUCUCUCGCGUGGAGUACAUCACCAGGACGAGGCAUUUGUCGGAAGAGUCUGUGAAACCCUCUCUCUACCCAGAGCUCCAGGACCAAUGCAUCUUUCCAUCGCCCUAAACCACUGGUGAAUGUAUGUUGCCGAGCCCCAGUUGCAAAAGACUUGUCCUGUCACCACCAUGAGCUCGGAAUGUGACGUUGGCGCUUCUAAAGCCGUGGUGAACGGGUUGGCACCAGGCAGCAAUGGGCAGGACAAAGACAUGGAUCCUACAAAAGUCUGCACUGGGAAGGGAGCCGUGACUCUCCGGGCCUCAUCCUCCUACAGGGACACCCCGAGCAGUAGCCCUGUGAGCCCUCAGGAAAGCCCACAAUACGAAAGCAAACCAGUGCUGGAGUCAGAGAAUCCCCCAGCAGAUGAGUGGCGGCUUUCUUCCAGUGCUGAUGCCAAUGGAAAUGCCCAGCCGUCUUCACUCGCUGCCAAGGGCUACAGAAGCGUGCACCCCAACCUCCCUUCUGACAAGCCCCAGGAUUCAAGUCCUCUGCUAAAUGAAGUCCCUUCAUCUCGUGUUAGAACUGAUUCCCAAACCUUUGCACCAGUCAGCAAGCCAUCCUCUGCCUACCCCUCCACGACCAUUGUCAAUCCCACUAUUGUGCUCUUGCAACACAACCGAGAACAGCAGAAACGACUCAGUAGCCUGUCAGAUCCUGUGUCAGAAAGAAGAGUGGGAGAACGGGACUUGGCAACAACCCAGGAAAAACCCACCUCUCCUGGCAGGUCCACUGACAAAAAGGCCAAGGAUGACAGCAGGCGGGCGGCUAAGAGCACUCAGGACCUGAGCGAUGUGUCCAUGGAUGAAGUGGGCAUCCCACUCCGGAACACCGAGAGAUCCAAAGACUGGUACAAGACCAUGUUUAAGCAGAUCCACAAGCUAAACAGAGAUGAUGAUUCAGAACUGUAUUCUCCUCGAUACUCCUUUUCUGAAGACACAAAAUCUCCCCUUUCUGUGCCUCGCUCAAAAAGUGAGAUGAGCUACAUUGACGGUGAGAAGGUAGUUAAGCGGUCAGCCACACUUCCCCUCCCGGCCCGCUCUUCCUCACUGAAAUCAAGCCCAGAAAGAAACGACUGGGAGCCCCCAGAUAAGAAAGUGGAUACAAGGAAAUACCGUGCAGAGCCCAAAAGCAUAUACGAGUAUCAGCCGGGCAGGUCUUCCGUUCUGAACAACGAAAAGAUGAGUCGGGAUAUAAGCCCAGAAGAGAUAGAUUUAAAGAAUGAACCUUGGUAUAAAUUCUUUUCGGAAUUGGAGUUUGGGAAACCGCCUCCCAAAAAGAUAUGGGAUUAUACUCCUGGAGACUGCUCUAUCCUUCCUAGAGAGGAUAGAAAGACUAACCUAGAAACAGAGCUCAGCCUCUGCCGCACAGAGUUAGAGGCAGACGUAGGAAAAACGGAGACGCUUAGUAAAGCAGCCCGUGCAGACCUGGCGCAGAGCUCAGCAGUCAGCCCCACUCCGGAAAUGUCUUCAGAGCCUCCUGGAUAUAUAUAUUCUUCCAACUUCCACGCAGUGAAGAGGGAAUCCGAUGGGGCUCCCGGCGACCUCGGGAGCCUGGAGAAUGAGAGGCAGAUUUAUAAAAGCGUCCUGGAAGGUGGAGACAUCCCUCUCCAGGGCCUCAGUGGGCUCAAGCGCCCAUCCAGCUCGGCCUCCACGAAAGUGGAUCGUAAAGGUGGGAAUGCUCACAUGAUUUCUUCAUCUUCAGUUCAUAGCCGAACGGUUAACACUAGCAAUGCCUUAGGCCCUGUGUGUAAGCACAAGAAACCCCUGUCUGCUGCAAAAGCCUGCAUUUCAGAAAUCCUCCCCUCCAAGUUCAAGCCCAGGCUCUCCGCUCCCAGCGCUCUUUUGCAGGAACAGAAGAGUGCCCUGUUGCCAUCAGAAAAGGCUCAGAGCUGUGAGAACCUUUGUGUUUCCGUUUCUUUGAAUGGUUCCAAGAGAGGGCUCCCCCUCCAGGUGGGUGGGAGCAUCGAGAACCUGCUCAUGCGCUCCCGGCGGGAUUACGACAGCAAGUCGAGCAGCACCCUGAGCCUGCAGGAGUACGGCUCCAGCGCCAGGAGGCCCUGCCCGCUCUCCAGGAAGGCGGGGAUGCAGUUCACCAUGCUCUACCGGGACAUGCACCAGAUCAACCGAGCGGGCCUCUUCCUGGGCUCUGCCUCCUCCUCCAGCGUGCGGGACCUCGCCUCCCAUUUUGAGAGGAGCAGCCUGGCCCUGGCCAGGGGCGAGCUGGGCCCCAGCCAGGAGGGCUCGGAGCACAUCCCCAAGCACACCGUCUCCUCCCGCAUCACGGCCUUUGAGCAGCUGAUCCAGCGGUCACGGUCCAUGCCGUCCCUGGACCUGUCAGGCAGGCUGAGCAAGUCCCCCACGCCCGUGCUGUCCCGGAGCGGCCUGACCGCAGCCCGCUCCGCCGAGUCCCUCCUGGAGUCCACCAAGCUCCGGCCCCGGGAGGUGGACGGGAUGAACCCCGCGGGGGUCUAUGCCUCCCCAACGUGCAGCCGCCUGGUGGACUCCCCCUUGGGGUUCAGGGGCCUGGCGCCCUCUGAGCCCCUCUCCACCUGCUCCGACGAGCUCGACCACUGCUCCAACGUCUCCAGUGACAGCAGGGAGGGCAGCGGCGGCAGCGUUCACGGAGACUUCCCCAAACACCGCCUCAACAAGUGCAAGGGCACCUGCCCGGCCUCCUACACCCGCUUCACCACCAUCCGCAAGCACGAGCAGCAGGCCUCCCGGCAGCCCGACUGGCGCCCGGACUGCAGAGGGGACCGCAGCGCGCUCCUCAGGAACAUCUACCUGAUGAGCCCCCUCCCCUUCCGGCUGAAAAAGCCCCUCCAGCACCAUCCCAGGCAGCCUGCCCCUGGGGACUUCUCGGGCCCCCCGGCGGGCCGGAAGCCAGACCUCCCCAGCCAGCCCCAGCAGGACGAGCCCCGCGCUGGGGGGAAGCCCUCGGUGCCCAAGCGCCUGUCCUCCCGACACACCAUGGCCAGGCUGGGCCGGACCGCAGAGCCCCCUCAGGAGAGACCCGCGGUCCCAGAGGACUGCCCGGGGGCCUUUGAUAAUGGGAACCCUGUGCCGUACUCAGACCACAGCCUGGACAGAAACAACAACCCACCCAGUGAACUGGGACCAUCCCACGGAGAUUCAGAAUCACCAAGACAUUUUAUACCAGCUGACUACUUGGAAUCCACAGAAGAAUUCAUCCGAAGGCGGCAUGAUGAUAAAGAAAAACUUUUAGCGGACCAGCGACGACUUAAGCGCGAGCAAGAAGAGGCCGAUAUUGCAGCUCGGCGCCACACGGGCGUCAUUCCAACGCACCAUCAGUUUAUCACUAAUGAGCGCUUUGGGGACCUCCUCAAUAUAGACGAUACGGCAAAAAGGAAAUCUGGGUCAGAGAUGAGACCUGCCAGAGCCAAAUUUGACUUUAAAGCUCAGACACUGAAGGAGCUUCCUCUGCAAAAGGGAGACAUUGUUUACAUUUAUAAGCAGAUCGACCAGAACUGGUACGAGGGCGAGCACCACGGCCGGGUGGGCAUCUUCCCGCGCACCUACAUCGAGCUUCUUCCUCCUGCGGAGAAGGCUCAGCCCAAAAAGUUGCCACCGGUGCAGAUCUUGGAAUACGGAGAAGCUAUCGCAAAGUUCAACUUCAAUGGGGAUACGCAAGUAGAAAUGUCCUUCAGGAAGGGUGAGAGGAUCACGCUGCUCCGACAGGUGGACGAGAACUGGUACGAAGGGAGGAUCCCGGGGACGACCCGGCAAGGCAUCUUCCCCAUCACCUACGUGGACGUGAUCAAAAGGCCACUGGUGAAAAACCGGGUGGAUUACAUCGACCUGCCUUACUCCUCCCCAAGCCGUAGUGCCACCGCGAGCCCACAGUUUCCCAGUCACAGCAAGCUCAUCCUGCCAGCCCCCUCAUCUCUGCCUCACCCCCACCGAGCCCUGUCCCCUGAGAUGCAGGCUGUCACCUCGGAGUGGAUCUCACUGACGGUGGGGGUCCCAGGCCGGCGUCCUCUGGCCCUGACCCCUCCUCUGCCUCCUCUGCCAGAGGCGUCUGUCUAUUACACUGACCACCUUGCCUUUUUGACAAGGCCUAGUCCCUCCCUGUCCCUCAGCCUCCCCCAUUCGAGCUGGUCGGGUCGUUCCACCCCCCACUCGAUUGUCUCCCCGCUGGCCCUCCCUGCUCCACACCGAGCCUACUCCCCGGUGCCUGGUGCCCAGACCUCCCUUCACGUCAACGGAGACGGUGGCAGCCACAGGCCCCCUCCAGGCUUUCCGCAGGGCAGCUUCUCCCAGCCUCUGCUUGGGAGCCCUGAUAGUGUCAUCUCGGAGCUUAGCAACGCCUUUAGCAGCCAGGGCCCGUGGAGAGAAGAAAGCAGACAGUACGAAAGGAAAGCAGAGAGGGAGGCAGGUGAGAGAUGCCUGGGCGGACCCACGAUCUCUAAGAAGAGCUGCUUGAAACCUUCAGACGUGGUCAGGUGCCUGAGCACCGAACAGAGACUCUCAGACCUCUGCACCCCCGAGGAGAGCCAGCCCAGCCAGGCGCUGGGCAGCCCUUUCCCGGGCAGGGAGGCUGAGCAGACAGAGCCGCGUAGAGGUGGCGAGCAGGCUGAGCGGAAGGCUGCUCGGAGUGGUGUGCGCCAGCAACCUCAAGCCCAGCAGCGAAGAGUCACCCCAGACAGGAGUCAAGCCUCACAAGAUUUAUUUAGCUACCAAGCAUUAUAUAGCUAUAUACCACAGAACGAUGAUGAGUUGGAACUCCGAGAUGGAGAUAUUGUUGAUGUCAUGGAAAAGUGUGACGAUGGAUGGUUUGUUGGUACUUCCAGAAGGACCAGGCAGUUUGGCACUUUUCCAGGCAACUAUGUAAAGCCUUUGUAUCUGUAAGAAGACUGAAAACCGCAGAGAUGAUUUUUACCGGAGGAUGAAGCAUAACCCAUGAACUGGUCUCUUUAUUUGAAAGUUGAGUCAGUAGGAAGAGUAAUACAGUGGAUAAAGAACGAAGCAAAAGAGCGGGACAGAGAAGUGUGUUGUGUGUAAAACCCGGGCCUGUCUCAGCUCACCCUGCAUCAGACAGGCCCGGACCAUGCGCUGAGCAGAAAGGAAUGAGGCAAAUCUGUAUUUAUAUAGCUGCUUCUGGGAGCCUCUCCAGCCCUCCCCUCCGCUCCCCGUCUGAGGUAAUCUGACCUGUGGCCACAGGGAUGCCUCCUGCUGCUGCCUCCCUGGCCUGCCUGAAGCGGCCCUCAGAGCCCCGGCAGGUCCCCAGCCAUUUUCCAAAGGCUCCGCACAGACCCCCGCCCACCCCAGCCACCCGAGCCCGCAGAUCCCCCAGCACCAUCAGCGCCGCUGGAGAUCGGUCUGGGCUGCGAGGUCAUCCCUAGACGGUGGUGGAGGCCCCUCGCUGGACCUGCUGAGGUUAGUGGGGAAAUGGAGGCGAACCUUCGGCGCCCGAGCAUGCACACCCAGCCUGCGGCAUCGCCACUGCCCCCUGGUGUCAGACAGAAAAGCACGGAGGUUUGCCCGCGGGAGCAGGUGGCCAGGCAGACAGUGAAUGUGCGUGUCCCAGUGACUUGGGUCAGGAAGCCCUGUGGCUCCUGAGGUCACAUGCCGUGUGCUCCUUUCCCGGAUCACUGGCUUCCACAUAUGUUCCCUUUCAGGCCACAGUUUCAUUGAUCAGACGCCGUUGCUAAUCUUUCUCUUCUGGAUUGUUCUUGGCCAGGACAGUUUGGGGUUGAUAGGCCUGUUCUCAGGGAGAAAAGGAUGGUGAUGUUCAGUGAUUCAUUUAACACCCUCUGAUAGACACUGGAUGCUGGGCACCAGCCAGCAGACUUACCGCAUCCCCAGAGGAGCUCAAGGGCCACUCAGAAUGUAGUCCCCGGGGCUGUGGGUCCUGGUGCACCCUGGCCAGGCUUCGCUUCAGAGCAGAGGUGCGGAUGCAGCGCCAGGUGUGAGGAAGUGAUUCUGCUGCUCCCAGGAGGCCGGAGCUCAGCGGGGAGGCCCCUGCGACACCUGGGUGUUCAGUCACAACUCUGUCCGAGUCCAGGAUGUUUGUCAGCCCUCUCUGUUAGACCCCUUGGAGAAUGAAAGAUAGGAAUGGCCCGUUCCCUGCCUGGGGACUCAGAGGUGAUUGGAGACACACACACACACACACACACACACACAGGAGAGACUGUGAAAUGUGCUUAGAAGGGUGUGAGAGAGGAAGAGAUGAAUUUCCCUGGAGGGAUCCUAGAAAGUAUUGUAUUUCUGUCUCUAUUAGCUGACUGUUGAACAACUAGGAUGCUGGAAGACGCUUUGCCUGAGGGUACUUUAUGACUGAAAACACUUGGCGCUGUUUCCAAGUCUUCAGACUCUCACCCUCUCCACAAAUACACAUCGGCCACAAGUAGGAGGAGCACUUCCGAGUGCCAGCGUGUGUGCAGGAGCCCUGGCUCUCUGCCUGUAGCUCAGAAGUGCCCAGUACCACUGUCCGAAGGUCUGAGUCUUUAUAAGUAAGCAAAAAGUUUGUCUUCAGUGUCUCUGCCUCCACCUCUGUCUCCACUACUCAUCUUAGGAUCCCACCGGCUGCCCAUCCCCUAUCAGACAGCUACAGUGCACUCACUUCUCUCCCUGUCCUCUUUUCCAAUCUUGCUGGCUGACUUCUUCACACUAAAGUGUAAAUGACUGAUACAGGAGUAUGUUACCUCUUCCCAGAGACAUUUGUUUUUAACUAGGGCAGAGCAGAGCCUUAAUCCCCAGGGGAAAGAUUAUAGAACUAAUGUUGGGAUGGGGUGGGGUGGGGUGGGGUGGGGUGGGCGGAGGAGCCUCCUGGGCAGAAAUUCCUUAAAUAAGACUCAUAGCUUUGGAAGGUCCCCUCCGCUGCCCAGGGCACUGUGAUUUGACUCUGAGGGAAUGAGUACCAGUGUGUGUGCACGUGCAUUUGCCCAGCAGCGUUUCACUCGUUUGGAAAUGUAAUUCUUGUAUUGGCUAAUGUGUUUCCUCAUCUUUCUUAGAUGCAAACCAUUAAUAUCAUGAUCUUACCUAAUAGUUUUUUGAGGGGUGCUUCUUGAUUCUGUAGGUAAUUGUGAACACCUCUUUAAAUACAGCUAGAAAAUAAAACCAAUUUGUAAAGCCACAUUUGCAUAUGAUGCCAGCCUCUCGCAUUUGUGUAUCAACAGAAACCCAGCUAUGCCUCACCAAUUUGCCCGUCUUUAAUAAAAUCAUGUGUUCAAAUUUGCAUCAAACUUCAGCUUCCUAUGUAUGACAAGAGAAGGAACAAAGGUUUCCAAUGCUCUUUUGUCUUCAGACAUUUAGUAUUAUAAAAUACCUAUUUUUAUGCUGAGAUGUUUAUACAGGUUUAUUAAUAGCAAGUGCAGCUAACUGGCGGCAUGCCUUGCAGACAGUUUUGAUAUAUUAGCCACGCUUCUGGGUAAAGGCAAGCCCCGAACCACUUCUCUUUUGCAGUCUCUCUGGGGUCAGUAAAAGAAAAAAACCAUAUGCUUAGGUGGGACUGUAAAUAUGUAUAUUUAACUUUGUAUAGCCCAUGUACCUACUUUGUAUAGAAAAAUAAUUUUAAAAAUUUCAAUUGAAGGGAGGUAAAAUAAGGAAGUCAUUAAGUUUUUUGCAUUUUUAUUUAAAUGAAGGAAUUCCAAAUAAUUCACCGGCAGAUUUUUAGCACAAAUACAGCCAUUGUAAAGUUAAAACUUUAAAUAAAUAAUCAUUAUUUCUGGGAGAGAAGGUAGUAACUAUAAUCUCAGUUACAGUUUUUUUGGUUUUGAGGUUUUUGUUUUCUGUUUGGUUUCUUUUUUUUUUUUUGGCAGUUCUGUUUAUCUGAAGUAGUAUUAAGUCCUAUUGCUGGACUAGAUUACUACAAAAAAGAAAAAAGAUUAUAUUCUGAGAGAAAAAUAACUGACAUUAUACAUAACCAAUUAAUUUAAAGUGUUGCCAUUUACAUUACACACCGAGAGCAUGUGCUGUGCAGACACAGGUUCUCCUGUUCAUUUAUUUUUCUUUAUUGCAGUGGGUUGAUAAAUAAAGGUGUUGAAUUACUACAUUUGCUGUACAUAUCAUUUAAUAAACUUUAUUCAGAAUCA